UGAACGCAGCCAACGAUACGUGAAAUAGGGAUAAAAGUCGAGGUGCCGAUUGAACGUGAAUGAGAACACGAUGAUGUCCAGCAAAAGAAUUACCGGAUAUUACCAUCAAGUUGUAUUAUCGCGAUUCAGAAAUGUGAAUCAACGACGGUACUCACUGAUGAGCAAUAACCUCGUAAAAAACAUUUGCGGAGCGAAAAAUCUCACCCAAACUUACCGGUCAACGUCGAUCGCGGAAAGAGACAUUCGAAAUAUUUCAAUAGCUACUCGGCUUCUCGCGCAAACUAAAGUCAUGAAAGGCGAAGGAGAUCAUGGUCUAAACUUGAACUACGAGGAUAUUUUGAAAGCACAAAAAGAUGACAAGAUUCUCAUCGUUGAUGUUAGAGAAGAUGAAGAAAUCAAAGAGACUGGAAAACUACCUGGCAGCAUUCACAUACCGAUGGGGGAGGCCGUAAACGCAAUAACAAAUUUGCCAGAAAAGGAGUUUUUCGAUAGAUACCAAAAACCAAAACCCACCAAAGAUACCAAACUUAUAUUUAGCUGUCGCUCAGGGAAACGAAGCGCCACCGUUCAGGAAGAGAUGCUCAAACAGGGAUAUGAAAAGUCCUACAAUUACACUGGCGGGUGGCUUGACUGGGAAAGUAAACAAGCACCAACGGCCUAAGAUCGUCAGUGAUAAUGUGGAGCGAUGAGACUCUAAGCAGAAUUCAUGGAUCUUUAGCGAAGUAUAUUGUACGUUAAUUGGGAAUUAUAAGUAGAAAUAAAUUUUUGAUCUAUUGGGUAUUAUACAUA
Messenger RNA from Neodiprion fabricii, 789 nucleotides. RefSeq names its product rhodanese domain-containing protein CG4456-like. The record is from RefSeq and is a predicted model, not a curated record. Lineage: Eukaryota; Metazoa; Arthropoda; Insecta; Hymenoptera; Diprionidae. Gene Ontology annotation, molecular function: thiosulfate-cyanide sulfurtransferase activity. Gene Ontology annotation, cellular component: mitochondrion. The coding region runs from base 71 to 661 and encodes 196 amino acids. The transcript is spliced from 4 exons.